AUGCGUUUUGAGGCAAAACAUCAAUACUUCAAAGACCUUAAGAAAAUACUGAAUUUCAAGAACAUUUGUUUAUCCUUAUCCAAUCACCAUCAAAAGAAGGCAGCCAUGAAUUGCAGUGCUGGUUCAAUAUUUAAGGGUAAUGAAUAUGGUCCUGUGCAACAUCCCAAAGGAGAAGAAUUGUCAAGAAUAAAGGACAGGAUUUCUUCCGCUCUUGCUCUUGAUCCAAAUUCAAUAAAUAAUGUGGAAUCAUUUAAAUGGAUUAAACUUCAUGGAACAAAAUAUAUAGAGGAUAAAUGCUAUUUGGCCAUCCAGUUUGAUGAUGUAGACCAUGAUGUAGUACGUCUAGAAACGGUAUGAUAUGAUGAAACACUUAAAGCUUUUGAGGUUCGUCCACAAGCCUCAUGCAUUACUUCAAUCACGCCAGAUAUGCUAAUUACUCACACACCUUUGGCCAUGUAUACAUAUCAUGGCUCUAGUUACAUUAAGUUGAAAGGUAGCAUUUCAGAUAUACAAAAUAAUUAAAUCUUCUCAAUAUCAGUUUCAGCUCAUUGUUUGCAUGACUUUGCUUCCAUGGCUGUUCUCAAUUAAAGAAACCAAUAUUGUGGUUAUGAGAAUGUUAUAUUUUCUAUCAAUAUCUAUAGUUAGAUGUGAAUUUCAAUUGUGUUUUAAAGUUGUUAUUUAUUAUUUGAGUUAUACCACAGCUUGUGCUGGUAUCAUGCUGUUUUUGUUGAGUGUUUUAGGAGGGGAUUGGAUGCAUGUUCCUGGUGCACAGUGCAGCACAACAAAAUUAAUUUAUUUCAAUUCACUUAACUUCAUAGUCAUUCUUCUCUUAUAAGGAUUUUAAAAUAAGUAAAAUAUUAAAGUACAUUCUUUAGGGAAUUUGAACCUACCUCCAAGCAGAUACACUUAAAAGAAAUAGAAGACACUGAUAUAAGUGCAAUGCAUUUUAAGUGACUCUUUGUUAAGGGAAUAUUAUUUUAAAAGGGGUAAUUUUUUCUUGUUUUGGGGCCUCAAUUUUUUUUAAGGGAAAUUGAUUCUUAUUUGAGAGCGAAGUACACUUGGUUGACAUAAUUACGCUAAUUUCAGUGAAAACUUCAUAUUUCAGUUCAAACACUCUUACUUUUUGAGUUUUUCACUUAAUAAUUAUACUUUUUGCAGUGUAUGCUUUCAACUAUUUACCUAUUUAUUGAAGUAGAGGUGGCUGGAGGUGGAUAUUUACCGAACAACGAAGCAGAUAUCCACCGCUAACCACCGAUACUAAGGUGAAUAGUUAUUGUAGUGUAUACUAA
Messenger RNA from Pocillopora meandrina, 1289 nucleotides. NCBI's taxonomy places the organism in Eukaryota, Metazoa, Cnidaria, Anthozoa, Scleractinia, Pocilloporidae. The record is from the annotation of a GenBank genome assembly.